AACUACAUUACAAAUUGUAUACUAAUUAUCCUCGCCGGGAUUUCACAACAAAUUUCCGGGGGAGUAAACAAAAUGCAAACAGUACGUGGCCUUUGCUGCAGCGAAGAAGAUUACGUGGAGCAGGAACAGCAGCAAGUGAAAUAAGGAAUCACACCGAGCCCCCAAAGGAACACUCCGUCCAAGAAGUGUGGAAGUCACCUGUGAAAGUAGAGCAACCUACCAGAAAUCGAUGUACCACUGUCACAUCAUGGUAUAUAUGCGAAUUGUGCUCACUACUUUGGUGACGAUUACGUGUCUGCUGGGCGACAAUUUCGUGGAGCUCACCCAGCACCCGCUGUUGAAGGCACUGGCGGACAAUGCGACACAUGCGGCAAUUGGUGCCCUCACCGGCAUUGCCUUUGCCAUGCAAUUUUACGAGCGCACCUCGCAGUUGUUCGGCUGGAUAUUGAUUUUCACCUGCUUUGUUGUGUCAUCGUUCAUUGACUUGGACCACUUUGUGGAGGCGCGUUCCUUAUACUUGGAGGAUGCCACCAACCUAUCGAAGCGACCCUUCCUCCACUGCUCCAGCAUCAUUGUGAUAAUGCUGCUCUUCUAUGUGUGCACUGCCUGUUUAAACUACUUCCGCACCAGCCUGAUGCUGGGAGCUCUACUUUGUGCCUUCAUCACACACCACACCCGCGAUGCCGUUCGCAGAGGCUACUGGAUCUGUCCCCUGGGCCACACGGACCGUGUGCCCCAGCUGGGCUACAUCCUCACCACAAUACUCACACCAUAUGUAUUGGGUUACCUGCACAACCUAUGUCGAAGUGCCAUAGUCUUAAAUUUCCUGGGGCAAUAUAUAAAGCUAAGCGAGGGCAACUACCGGAGUGGCUCCAGUUCCACUGCCAACUAUCGCUACAUGCAGGUCUAGGAGAUUAGAACAUUUUGUGAUAAAGCUGCAAGACAAAACCAAAAAAUGCUUCUCAAGCUUCAAGUGCUUUAAUAUUAGAUCAGCUAGAAACCAAAAGUACUUCCACACCACAUACAGGACACAAUUUUACACGGAUCUACUAAUCGCGAGUACCUUAGUUAUUUGGGGAACUAUGCUUCCCCCGUCCAACUCUGUUUAUUUAUUCUGUUAAUUAGUAGCGUAGGUUUUUACUAGCAUCUAAAAAAAUUACAGAUAAUAUCCGAAUUUGUGAUAUGUAGUCGAUAGUGAAACUAGAAGUAACGAGCAUAGCGCACAACGAUAAAUCGAACUUUAACUUCCAAACUCUGACUCUCUAACUAAUGUAAUUUGUAGGCGAAACGAAUUUUAAGCUAAUCGAACAAUAAAACUCAAUGUAAUUGCCUUAAA
Drosophila kikkawai is the source of this 1336-nucleotide messenger RNA. RefSeq names its product transmembrane protein 267. Lineage: Eukaryota; Metazoa; Arthropoda; Insecta; Diptera; Drosophilidae. The record is from RefSeq and is a predicted model, not a curated record.